Molecule: messenger RNA, 4013 nt
Organism: Exaiptasia diaphana
Lineage: Eukaryota; Metazoa; Cnidaria; Anthozoa; Actiniaria; Aiptasiidae
Product: RNA binding protein fox-1 homolog 2
Exons: 10
Coding region: 1030-1872 (280 amino acids)
Biological process (GO): nervous system development; regulation of alternative mRNA splicing, via spliceosome
Cellular component (GO): cytoplasm; nucleus
Molecular function (GO): mRNA binding
Source: RefSeq, a predicted model, not a curated record
CGAUAAGACUAUAUUUAAAGUAGCUCUAUCCGUUUGCACCUGUUUACAGAUACCAACACAUAUAAGAAGCUGUAGAGUUUGUACAAAUGACAGUACCAUUACUAUUCAAUCAAUUAAGUAACUAAAGGAUAUGUGGGUAUUUUCUAGAAAUCUGGGAUGUUGCGGUAUUUUUUAUUUCCGUUUCGAGUUUAGAUACUUAUGUUGCGAUGUCUUUCCGUUGAACUAAUCUUGCAAGCAGAAAAUUUCCGAAAAUUGGUAACUUUGGUUACUAAUUUGAGUUUAAAAUGGUUGAAACUAUUUAGGAUUUUGAAAGGCGAACAAGAAGGGAAUUCCAGAAAAGAGAAAAGAAGAUAGAGAAUUUUCGCGCGCUUUAUAUUUUGUUAUGAUAGAUUUGAAACUAUUUUUUGACUGAAAGUUCUAAAAAGACGUCGAAACUCAACUUUAAUCUUGGUUUCGAAAUGGUUGGUUCGCUAUUAGUCACCGAGGCUUUUGUGAUUGAAGUAAUAACUCGAAAAUGUUCAGUUCUGGAUGAGAUAUUUUCAUAGUUCGAUUCAUCCACGAAUCAGGUGUUUUUGAGAGUAACUCUCGAUGCUCGAUGAACGAUGAAGGGGAUUAAGGAAUAACAACAAUAACGACAAAGCAAUUGGAGAAGAAAAUCCAAAUACAUUAGCUCUUCAAUGAAUUUACGUAAAAAACCACAAUCACUUUGAUGUUGGUAGCUUUACUGUUAGGAAAUGUUUCAUACGAAAACUUCACAACGACCGACCAACCAAACUCGGCUUGGCCCUCUAAUUACUAACAUAGGUCUUGAAUAAUUGAAGCAAACAAGAAAUUGCUAUUAUCAUUGGGCCUUAUGAAUGUUUUAUGAGACCACGGGUCCAUAUAUCUAUCUACCUAGUAGCUAUUGAUGUAUCUAAGGCUAUCAGAGCAGUUGACAAGAAAGUUUCACACUCGACAAGAUAUCCAUCACCCUACUGAACAAACUCGGUUUGUGUUGACAAGACGCGCGAGAAACACAACAAAACUGUUAUGGAAGUCGAGCCAUUAGCCAAUGGGAUCCCAUACUCACAGCAGACCGCGGUCCAGUCAUACAACCAUGUCGCGGCUCAACUUCAACCCGUCAUCACAACUGACACUUCUCAACAAGUCCAACUACAGCAGCAGCAGCAACAACAGCAGCAACAACAACAACAGCAGCAGCAACAACAACAAGUUGUAGUACCUGUAUCYACGGCGGCCAGCCAAAGUGAAGAAACGGGGCAAAAACGAUUGCACGUCACCAAUAUUCCAUUCCGAUUUCGAGACAACGAUUUAAAGCAAAUGUUUGGGCAAUUUGGCACGGUUGUCGACGUUGAAAUCAUUUACAACGAAAGAGGAUCUAAGGGGUUUGGAUUUGUUACGUUCAGUAAUGGCGACGACGCGAACAGAGCGCGGGAAAAAUUAAAUGGCACAAUCGUGGAUGGCAGAAAAGUCGAGGUCAACAAUGCAACUCCUCGUCCUCUCGCGAAAAAAAGCCCGUCACCCACACGUGGAGCCCAUAGUAACGGGCUAGCACGUACUGUGAGAGGAGCAAGAAGAGGGAUUUUACCAAUCACCAAAUUUACCGCCAGGGCAAUCCCACAGCUAACGAUACCAGCUACAUAUGAAGCAGCGGCUUACCCUGGUCUCUAUGAAGCAUAUGCUGACCAAUUAUGGCAAGCGGCUUAUUUAAGAAGRCCAACAUGCGCUGCAUACCCAAGCUAUGAACUCGCCUACACCACAGGGUACCCGGCAACAGCUUACGCAGCAGCCCCAGCGGCUUAUCGAACACCAAUCGCAGCACCACCCCCCUCAGUAGCAUAUGGAACAGGAUUUCGAUACGCACCAUAUUAAUGUACAGCUACUACUAAUAGUUAUAAGGGAGGGGAGGGUCAGUAACAAGAAUGCACCAAGUGAUCAAUCAAAAUCACUUGACGAGUCCGUGACCGAAUCCAUGUUGGUAGGAAUUUUUGUGAACUUUUUUAGCUCAUGUCCACUAAAAAAARCGUUUGGACUCUGAGACUCAUUUGUUCUCAAUGGAGAACGUUAUCAAAAGUGCGAGUUCUUGCCAGAAACGUCACGAAUAGGCAAUUUGCAUCAAUAGUCACGUGAUUGUGCCGCUGACUUGUUAAUGCUCAUUGCCCAUUCGACUAUAAAAGUGGAUGACAGAGCUGUAAACACUAAAACACAUAAAAGCCACGUGGUACUUUGUAAGUUUUCCGUUUGUAUAAUUAGAUAUUGUCGAGACGUUUUAUACGAAUAGUUCGAUUUGUUAACUUGACUGAGGAUUGACGUAGUUAGAUUCAUGGCCCACUGUCUACAAAAUAUAGAGACAUUGGGAAGGCUUCUCCUUGAAUGUACCGUUGAUCACUGGGAAAUAGUCGUUUUGAGAUUGACAGGAAUUUACCGAAUGACAAAACUGAAAUUGCAGAAGUGUUCUUCGCAGUGCCCUGCGCCAUCUUGAAAGGUAACCUGGCCUUUUAAUUGAAAAGAGACGGCCGGUUAACUUGUAAUGAUCGACACCUGUCAAUAAUUGCACGGGUGAAAAAACAGUCUGUCAUGCAUUGCGAGCUUGCUGGUUGUCGUACUUUGAUGCAAAGGCAAGGCAAAUCAGUCCUUUCACGGAAUGGUGCAGAACUAUGAAUUGAAACUUCUUGUAAAUAGCGAGGAAGAGAAAGCCCUGGGUACGAGGUUGACUUCUUGAGCUUCUUUUUUGGGAUUUAAUGCCAUCAUUAAACAUAUUUUGAUACUACAAUAUCAAAAUUUCGAGUUCUCGCAGUUUUUUCCUGUCAAAGAUCGACUAUUAGAACAUGACCAGCGUUAAAGGCUCACUUGUAUCCGAGAGGCUUUGCGCGAUUUUCUCACACACGAAAAAUCUCCAUCUUUGAUUUUGAACCAAACAGAACUAGCAACUUUCAACAACGAACCAUUUGUAAAAUAAAGCAAACGAUCGCAAAGGUUUUCGGUUACAGGUGAGCCUACAAAAUGCAAUGUACAGCGAUGUCAUGUUUUAGAACAAAGCAUCAUGGGAAUUUGAGUCCUGGCUGAUUUCUAUGCAGGACAGGCACAGGCAUUGGCAUUUUUGCAAAGAAAACACAUACACCUACUUGCAGAAACGUUGUCAUAGAAAAUAGAACAUUUAGAACAUUCGUGUGAACGAAUUUUUGCAAGUAAAACUGGAAUAGCGAAUUUCCUAUGAUGCUUUGCUGGCUUCGCUCUAAAACAUGGCGCCACUGAAAAUUACCUAUCAAAUUAUAAGUUUACGAGAGACACUCAGCGGUUUUCAUCCAUUGUGACUAUCAUUUCGCUUCCACACAAUCCCUUACUUAUGUGCUCUAAAUACACAGUUUUUAGCAUAUACAAAAUUUGAAUUUAAUCCAUGUCUUGACUGUAGGGUCGGUAGCGAACCAAACCUUAAAAUGUGAAGURGUUUAUGUUAUAAUUUCACGCCUGAACAGCCGAAGAUGCUAUUAUUUUCGCUGCUCGAUGGUAAACCAUGUACAAUUGUAUUGUAUAGAGAUAGUUUAUUUAUUGUUUAGAGACCGAGUAAGUUUGUUGUAUGCGAUUUGUCGCUUUCGACAAAUUCAUCGUAAAUCACAAUAUCACGGAUGUUUUACUAUAUUUAUUAGCUAUAGAAAAGUAGCUUUCGCAUGAGGUUCACAUUCGAAAGUCGUAUCGAUAACUACCGAUAAAUCGCACGCGACAAAUCGCAUACGACAAAUCGAUUAUAAUGAAAUAGAUUUAUCGAUUAGUCUGCCACUGAGUGGUAAGACUUAUGAUGACCUUAUAGUUGUAUAGUGUUAUAGCGUAUUUCUAGACCACAGAACAGUCGAAAAUCUGUUCUUUCAAUCAAAUUUUUAAUGAGAAAUUUUAAAGCAAAAAGGGAAUUGUUGAUUUUUAUUAUGUAAAUGUUUGAAAUAUUUGAAUUUUUAAAAUAACUGUGAAAAAAAGUAUUGUAAAACUUGAACGUGUGUAAUAAAAGAAACUUUGCAAAA